UGGGUCGUCCAACUUGGCCCCACUUGUGUGUCGUCGCUCAGCUCAACGAGAUCUCCCUGCAGCAGCAGUAGCAGCUACCAUCGGAGGAAUUUGUCAGCAGUGUAUCUGGAAGUGUCACGCGGGACCUCACAGAUCCACCUCAGGUUAUUUGGCCUCGUUGGACAACGACGACGACGACUAGACCAGAGCCAGCAUCCAGUAAGCUGUUCGGAUAGGAUUGCCCUGCCCCGGUAGUCAUCCAAGGGAACCGUAAAGAUGUCCAUGCCCCGUCUAUCGGCCCACCAGGCCGCGAAGGAACACGUCCUAGCCGUGUCACGGGAUUUCAUCUCCCAGCCGCGCCUGACCUACAAAACCGUAUCCGGUGUAAACGGUCCGCUGGUUAUCUUGGACGAGGUGAAGUUCCCCAAGUUCGCUGAGAUCGUGCAGCUGCGCUUGAGCGAUGGUACCAUCCGUUCCGGGCAGGUGCUGGAAGUGAGCGGUUCCAAGGCCGUCGUUCAGGUGUUCGAGGGCACCUCCGGCAUCGAUGCCAAGAACACGGUGUGCGAGUUCACCGGGGACAUUCUGCGUACUCCCGUCUCCGAAGACAUGUUGGGCCGUGUGUUCAACGGUUCCGGCAAGCCCAUCGACAAGGGUCCCCCAAUUUUGGCUGAAGAUUUCUUGGAUAUUAUGGGUCAACCCAUCAACCCGUGGUCUCGUAUCUAUCCGGAGGAAAUGAUCCAGACCGGUAUUUCGGCUAUCGAUGUGAUGAACUCGAUUGCCCGUGGUCAGAAGAUUCCGAUUUUCUCUGCUGCCGGUUUGCCGCACAAUGAAAUCGCUGCCCAGAUUUGUCGACAGGCCGGUUUGGUCAAGCACACGGGUAAGUCUGUUCUGGAUGAGCACGAGGAGAACUUUGCCAUUGUGUUUGCCGCUAUGGGUGUCAACAUGGAAACGGCCCGUUUCUUCAAGCAGGAUUUCGAGGAGAACGGUUCCAUGGAGAAUGUGUGUUUGUUCUUGAACUUGGCCAACGAUCCGACCAUCGAACGUAUCAUUACUCCGCGUUUGGCCUUGACUGCUGCCGAAUUCUUGGCCUACCAGUGCGAGAAACACGUGUUGGUUAUCCUGACCGAUAUGUCCUCAUAUGCUGAAGCUUUGCGAGAAGUGUCGGCCGCCCGUGAAGAAGUACCCGGUCGUCGUGGUUUCCCAGGUUAUAUGUACACCGAUUUGGCCACCAUUUAUGAACGUGCUGGACGAGUUGAAGGCCGUAACGGAUCCAUCACUCAGAUUCCAAUUUUGACUAUGCCUAACGACGAUAUUACCCAUCCCAUUCCCGAUUUGACCGGUUAUAUUACUGAAGGUCAGAUCUACGUCGAUCGUCAGCUGCACAACAGACAGAUCUAUCCACCGGUCAACGUGUUGCCAUCGCUGUCUCGUCUGAUGAAGUCUGCUAUCGGCGAGGGUAUGACCCGCAAGGAUCACUCCGAUGUGUCCAAUCAGCUGUACGCUUGUUACGCCAUCGGUAAGGACGUACAGGCCAUGAAGGCUGUCGUCGGUGAGGAAGCUCUGACGCCCGAUGAUCUGCUGUAUCUGGAGUUCUUGUCCAAGUUCGAGAAGAACUUCAUCUCACAGGGUAACUACGAAAACCGUACUGUUUUCGAAUCGCUGGACAUUGGUUGGCAGCUGCUGCGUAUUUUCCCUAAGGAAAUGCUUAAGCGUAUCCCGGCUUCGAUCUUGGCCGAAUUCUACCCCCGAGACUCUCGUCAUUAAGCGUCGGAUUCUUGAGUUGUAUCCCUUUAACAUUUUCAUUGUUUAUUUCUGCCUGUUACCCUUUGUGCUCAUCUUGUUAAUUUUUCCCAUUCUCGUUAUUUCCGAAAAUUUUAUUUUGCCAUAUUUCAUACAACAACAAUGGGCUUGAACCGUACAAGUAUUGUUAUUUAAUGUGAAGAGAGAAAAAUUAAGUAAAAAAGUUUUCCGUUAAAAAUUUUGAAGCAACAAAUCUUCAGCCAACAUCCUUAAAACUUAUCAAUGUCGAUCGGUGUUCAUAUUGAGGGACUUCUAGCUGUGCGUGUGUGUCUUUCCCUCGUGAAGCAGGGCAAAUGUCAUUUUAUCAUCAACGGAAAUUGAUUAUCCAGAAGCUGUGGCAAUUAAGCAUUCCUUGUAACAAAAACUUAAAGCAACAAUCUGCCCCUUCCAUUCAAGUGAGAGAAAAAAACGUCCCAAAAUUGAAAGUAAACAACUUCUAGAAAGACUUCCGGCCCAGAAUUUUCCCUCGGUUUUCCAAUCCGCCUUAUUAAUCGCAUGCAAUCCACGGAAUAGCCUCACAAAGGAAAAUAGAAUCGACUUUCGUCCUGUCUGGUAUCGAAUAAAAAAGCUUACAAACAACAGGAAACACUUUAACAACGACAAACCAACAUCAAAUUUUAAAGAACAUCAGCUCAAAGCAAACAACAUCCAAGGACGAGCAAAACAACACACGAAAGAAGAGAAAAAUCCAUCGGUACCAUACAGAUUCUGCGGAAUUGAUUCCAGAGGAAAUUUUUCAGCAUCAAAUUACCUUGGUCCGUUUUUCCCCAAGCCUCACUACCAAAAGCCCGAGGUUUUGUAGGUCUCUCCUUUGGGUUUCAAACGGUUCCUCUCCGAAUUGGACCGAUCUUGGAAAAACUGAACGGAUCGUAGCAAAAGCUUUUCUUUAUAAUUAAACUUAAGAUUUGAUUUAAGGAAGGGUAAAAUAAUCAACAGUAAAACAUAUAUUUCUUGGUUCGAUUGAGCUUUGCAAUGAAAGCAGGUUAAUCCCAACCGUAGCCGAUUUAUUUAAGUGUAGAAUGAAGUAGCACUAAAGUGUUUUAGGAAAUCAAUGAAAAGCGCAAUCACAUUUUCUUACAUUUAUUUUGCUAGUUUUGUUUAUUUUCGAGCUGAAAUCAUCUAAACUUGUAUCGAUUGUUAAUAUGUUUUAGAAUAUUUAGUGUUAAAGUAUAAGCGUUUCCUUUUUACAUGUUCUAAUUGUUGUAAACUAGGAAACUCUCGGCGAAAGUAGAUUUUGCAAGUUGUGAUGUGUUCCCCCCAUUAACAUGACGAUUCUGUAGUUUUCAACUUAAAUUUUUUGUGUUUUUCACAAACUUCAUCAUGUGCGAAAGUUUAGUAAUCAACUUUAACAAAAUAUUCCCCUUUGAUUAUCACCACGUCCAGAAUUCAACAGUUGACAACAUCUUACUGUAGAGUUCUUAUAAAGUUGUUGACAACUUUUCAGAGACAGAGAAUUUUUAAGCUGAAACUACUGAAUGGAACAACCAAUGUGGUGAGCAAAUUCAUCAACAGUUUGUGAAUCGUCGCUAGCACCGAGUGAAUUCCGAUACAAUAACUAGACCUUAAGCUAAGAGUUAGGUGAAAUGAAAAUACACAAGCAAAUUAUAAUCGAAAGUUCCCAAAAACCCCAUUAACCUUCCUAACAGAAAAUCUAAAGAGUUGAAAGUUUACGCGACGCCACGAACUAGUUCUGAGCUAUCCAUCCUUGAACAAAACAAAAAAAAACAAUUUCGCUCUAAAUGAUUGCAUUCGAAGCAAGUCAAAAUUUCCCAGAUUAACUUUAGUGGUAACAAAAAAGUGUAUAGAUUUUAGACAGGAAAAAUUCUCCAUUGAAAGCUGCGGAUUGAAUUAAGAAUACGCGAUGGAUUAUUAUACCUAUAUUAUAUUAUAUUCACUGUAUACAUAGAAACCUAUACAGAAACAAACCUACACAUACACAUACACCCACACACCAUUGUGGCAACAGAACGCGGAACUAGUGGACACAGACAGACGAUCUGGAAAGGUGGCGAAAGAAAACAUGAAAACUUGUAAGAGAAAUCUUCAAAAAAAUGUAAUAAAAAGCGGACAAAAACUUA
Messenger RNA from Uranotaenia lowii, 3857 nucleotides. It is a transcript of the gene Vha55, whose product is annotated as V-type proton ATPase subunit B. Gene Ontology annotation, biological process: ATP metabolic process; proton transmembrane transport. NCBI's taxonomy places the organism in Eukaryota, Metazoa, Arthropoda, Insecta, Diptera, Culicidae. The record is from RefSeq and is a predicted model, not a curated record. Bases 256 to 1743 code for a protein of 495 amino acids. The transcript is spliced from 3 exons. Gene Ontology annotation, molecular function: ATP binding; proton-transporting ATPase activity, rotational mechanism. Gene Ontology annotation, cellular component: proton-transporting V-type ATPase, V1 domain.